Molecule: messenger RNA, 2067 nt
Organism: Phyllopteryx taeniolatus (common seadragon)
Lineage: Eukaryota; Metazoa; Chordata; Actinopteri; Syngnathiformes; Syngnathidae
Gene: nostrin
Product: nitric oxide synthase trafficking
Exons: 16
Coding region: 47-1684 (545 amino acids)
Biological process (GO): signal transduction
Cellular component (GO): plasma membrane; cytoplasm
Molecular function (GO): protein binding
Source: RefSeq, a predicted model, not a curated record
GUCAAAGUUCCAGGUCCAAAGUCAACAAACGGCUUCAGUCUUUAAGAUGAAGGACUAUAUCAGCAGCUGCUCUUAUAACCAACUGUACCAAAAUGUCAAAAGUGUUUCAAAAGACGGCGAGUAUUUUUGCAAAGAACUUAUGAGCGUUUUGCAUCAAAGGGCCGAGCUAGAACACACGUAUGCAAAGGGGCUCCAAAAAUUGGCUGGAAAACUCAUGAGGGCUUCCAAAGGCAUGACCAACAAUUCUGUCUACAGUGCCUGGUGUCAGGUGUCAGAUGAGAUGUACUCUCGGGCUGAUGCGCACAGAUCAUUGGGAAAUGCAUUUCAGCAGGAGGCCAUUCUGGAAUUACGUCAAGUCUUAGACGAGCAUAUCAAGAGAAAGAGGCCUCUCGACAACGCUAUAGAGAGAACGGGAAAACUUGUAAUGGCAAACUGGACAGAGCAGAUCAAGACAAAGAAGAAACUGGCUGGAUUAACACGGGAGCACGAGACUUUAUUCAACUUUGUCGAGCGUAAUAAGCACAUAUCCACAGAGAAAGACAAACAAAAGAUGCUAACCCAGUUGACCAAGUCAGCAGAGGUACAGACACGAGUGGAUGAGGAAUACUUUAAUAUCAACAUGGAGGGCCAACAAAUGAGACUCAAGUGGGAAAAUACCCUUAAAAACUCCUACCAGGUCAUCCAGGAGCUAGAGAAACAACGGCUUGAAGUUAUUUGCAACAUUCUGACCCGGUACAACCUUCACAUGUCCAGUUUUGGGCAGACCCUCAAACAUGGCCAAAAGCAGAUAGAACUGCUUGUCCAAAGGGUGGACAUGGAUAAAGACAUACAAACACUGAUGGAGGAGCACAACAUCACAACAGCAGACAACAAAGCUGAAUUUUUGAUGACAGAUUAUUUUGAGGAAGACAGCAAAUCACUGAUGUGCAGAGAGCGAAGAAGAGAAGCCAUUAAAGUUAAACUCUAUCGCUUGGAGGAAGGAAUCUUAAAAGCAAAGAAAGACUGCGAAGGGAUUGAAAAGUUGAUGAAAACCUACUCUGAAAACCCUUCCUUUUCAAACCACAGGAACCUGGAGGAGACCGAGCAGCAUCUCGAUGAGAAUACUCUGAAGCUGGAUCUCCUGGAGGCCACGCACUAUAAACUCUCUGUAUCGUUGUGUGAAAUAGAGGGGAAACCCAGGUCCUCCCACCCAUUUAGGGACUGCAUUGUUAAGUGGAAAGAUAAGGACUGUGAGCACAGUGUGGUGCAGCUGACUCGCCCGGUGAAACUCAGCAAGAGUCCAUUCAGAAGCAGACACUCUCUGAGAGCGUCCAUCAUCUACAAAGGACCCGUUCAGAUGACAAAAAGUCCCACUGCAGGGCCUGGGUCCAGUGGUCAGAUCUCCGGUACAGCACAGUUACAGGAAUCAGAGGACGCUGUUCAAACGCCAAAACCCGUGCAAGAGGCUAAAGAACACGUUCAAAGAACACCAGAUGUUUGCACCGUGGGGCAAUGCAAGGCCUUAUACAGCUUCACUCCUCAACGCAGUGAUGAAUUAAUGCUAAAAGAAGGGGAUCUACUAGACAUUUACACAAAGGAUAAGAAUGGCUGGUGGUUUGGUGCACUUCAUGGCCAGACAGGUCAUUUUCCAGCCACCUAUGUUGAGGAGCUGCCUGCGCUGAGCAAUAUAUCACCUGAAGUCUGACUACAACUGCAGCUUUCAAAUGGAGCCAACAACGCGUACAAUUUGUAUAUAUAUAAAUAAUAAUUCUUUGUAGGGGCAAUGUCUUGAAUUGGUUAAUAAGUCAGUCAGUUGUACAUGUACAUUUAUGCCAUUUGUUAAACUGUGCAAUCGUAUAUGCAUAUUUAAAAAAGGUUUUUGAGGAUCAAAUGAGUUAUGACAUGUUUAUAUAAUUUUUUUUACAAAAGUAGUAUGUACAGUACAAGUCACAGGUUUUGGUCACUUCCUCACACUAUUGAUUGACAAUGGGUAUCUAAACAUCUGACUGGUAAAAUACAUAGUGAGAAUAAGAUCUAUAUAUUUACCAACCCAGAAGCAUUUUUAAAAUCCACAUAUGCAAGUCCUGA